AUGAGGGAUUUCAAUAAUAUGAUUGAACGACUUGAGUUGAUAGAUAUGCCUAUGCUUGGGAGAAAGUUUACUUGGUGCAAUUCACAAGCAAGGGAGAGAUGGAGCAGAAUUGAUAAAUUCUUACUUACUUAUGAGUGGGUGCAAAAUUUUACCUUCAAAUUAUGGGGUCCUCCUAGAAUGUUGUCUAAUCACUGUCCUAUCAUCUUAAUGGAGGAUAGCCAGGACUGCGGUCCUAAGCCUUUUAGGUUCCUCAAUGCCUGGCUAUUACACCCCACUUUCCUAGCCUUUGUCCAGCAAAGUUGGUCAAAAUCUGUAGUGGAUGGGUGGGCAGGGUUCAAGUGUCUUAUGAAUUUUAAAGCACUGAAACAAGACCUAAAACAGUGGAAUGGAGUGGUGUUUGGUAAGGUAGAAUUGAAGCUUAAGAGGGUUGAAGAGGAAGCCCAUGCCCUUGAUUUGUUAGCUGAGGAAAGACCAUUGCUUGGGGAAGACUUGAUUAGAAGAAAGAAAGUGAGGGGAGAAGCUUGGAAGUUAAGCAAAAUAAAUAGUAGGAACUCCCUGUGUUCAAUUGUUGUGAAUGGCUCUAUGAUUGAAGAGCCUUUGGAACUUAAAGUAGCAGUUAUGGCCCAUUUCAUGAGACAAUUAUCUAAAUCUUGGAAAGCUAGACCCAAAUUAUCUGGCCCAUUCAAGAGUAUUGGUGGAGCUCAAGUGGUGGAUUAG
This is a messenger RNA of Camellia sinensis, 717 nucleotides long. NCBI's taxonomy places the organism in Eukaryota, Viridiplantae, Streptophyta, Magnoliopsida, Ericales, Theaceae. The record is from RefSeq and is a predicted model, not a curated record.